CGUUUCUGUGACGUAGUCAAUUGACUUUCGUGAUAUUAAAUACUCAGGAAAUGUUCUCCGUUUUAGAGUUUUUCUUAAAACUGCAAAUUACAAAAUCAACAUCUACUAAUACUACGGUAAAGAAAAAUAAAGACACAGACAGUCUGUCUGUUGAAUAAUUUUGAUGGGUGCAAAACAUUCAAAGCACUGCGUUGAGAAUAUCGAAGACCUGAAGAAGGAAACUGGAUUUAAUGAAAAUGAACUGGAAAAGCUUCGCACGAGAUUUUUCCAACUUGAUGUCGGUAAAAAAGAUUACUUGGUACGUGCAGAUCUUUUGAGAAUUAAAGAAUUGACAAUCAAUCCCCUCGGUGAUCGUAUUCUUCACCUACUUUUUAAUUAUGCCAAGAGUGACAUGAUAACUUUUGCGCAGUUCGUUAACAUUUUAGCGAUUUUCCGUCCUUUUGACCGAAAUACAACUGAGAAGUCUGUCAACAGUAAAAAAAGAAAGAUUGAGUUUGUAUUCCGUUUAUUUGAUUUGGAUGGAGAUACUAUAAUCACCACAAAGGAACUCGCAAACAUUCUACAAAUGGUAAUGGGUAAUCAACUAACUAUAAACCAAGUUAAAUACAUCACUGAAAACAUGAUGUUUCAGGAUAUUGACACAUCGAACAGGUUUCUUAAUUUUUCCAAAUUUUAUGAUAUAAUGGCCAGCUCAUUUACAGAAGAUGAUUUAAGUAUUCAUUUCUAAAUAGAACAUUUAAAUGUUAUUGUUGCUGUUGUUGUUGUGGAUUAAAUCCAUGUUAAAUAUGAUCGUGCGGACUUAUGAUCAAAGAAGUUCUUACAUUAACCAGCCUACUUAUAUUUUUUGAGACAUAAUAUAUCAAGAACUUUA
Molecule: messenger RNA, 871 nt
Organism: Octopus bimaculoides (California two-spot octopus)
Lineage: Eukaryota; Metazoa; Mollusca; Cephalopoda; Octopoda; Octopodidae
Product: calcineurin B homologous protein 1 pseudogene
Source: RefSeq, a predicted model, not a curated record